Molecule: messenger RNA, 994 nt
Organism: Myzus persicae (green peach aphid)
Lineage: Eukaryota; Metazoa; Arthropoda; Insecta; Hemiptera; Aphididae
Exons: 2
Source: RefSeq, a predicted model, not a curated record
UCAUUUUUACUUAAUUGUUGUAAUUAUUUUUUACUGAAACGUAUAUUAUAUUUUAUUAUUUAUAAAAGAAUUAAUAUGGGUUACUGUUGGGCUGUUGGAUGUAAUCAUCACAACCAAAGAGAAAAGUGUAAAUUUUUUACACUUCCUAAAGAUACAAAAUCUCGUAACAGGUGGUUAAAAUUACUUAAGUAAGUUUUUUCCUCCUAUGUAUUGUAUUACAAAAUGAUAAUAUAUUCCAAAUGGUACCAAUCUGUACUUAAUGUAAAAAAUUAUAGACGAAGUGACCAACCUGGUCGUGGAUGUGUUGUUUGUAGUUGUCAUUUUAAAAAUGGACUUCGAAUUAAUGGUCCGGAGUUGCAAGAGCACUUAAAAAAGGCUUUUGUCAGUGAUUUUCCAACACUCCCCCAAAAAAAAAGAAAUCAAAGAACUAAUAAAGUAACCAUACCUACAGAUAUGCAACCAUUCAAGAUGAAUGCAGAAAAUGCAUUAGACGUUGAUAGGUACGUUUAAGUACCUAUGUAAGAAACUUUGUUAUUUAAGAAUAUUAAUUAUAAUAUGUCUAGGAAUAUCAAAUCUCAAGUUGAAGAUUUGGAAAUUCAAGUAUUGAAUUUGAAUAAAAAGAUGGAUCUGAAUUUAGAUUCAAAAUCUGUUUCGAAUUUACCUACACAAUCAAUUCCAAGUGUAACACUAUUAGAAACUGAAAAUAAUUUCCUUAAGAAAGAAAAUGAAGAAUUGAAAAGUAAACUGUAUAAGCUAUCUGUUGCAUUUUCUUAUGAGACUAUAUGCAACAGUGAUGAAUUGGUUAAUGUUUAUACUGGUUUACCAAAUUCAAAAGUUUUUAAUUCUCUUUUUGAGUUGUUAAAAGAUGUAAAAUUAAAUUAUUUUUUGGGGUGGAAUGUAAAAACUAUAAGCCCUCAGGAUCAAUUAUUAUUAGCAUUAAUGAAACUAAGAUUAAAUUUACCUCAUUUAGAUUUAUCCCAACGUUUCAAAUGUA